AUGAUGGGAAGCAGAGUGUUUGCAAUAAUGGUGGUGGUUGCUGGGAUGUUAUUGCUGGGGAACCUGCCAGAGGCUUCAGCACAAUGCGGAGAUAAUGGGCCACCGCCAUCCACCCAGUGCUGCGAUCAAUUGCGAAAAAUAGAUCAGAACUGCGCCAGAGCUUACGCUGAUGGCAGCGGAAUCAACUUCGACAGAGCUGUCGCUGUCAGUAGGGCUUGUGGAAUCUACGUUCCUCCUUAUCCUGCACCCGGGUCUUCUCAGCCCUAG
This is a messenger RNA of Sphenostylis stenocarpa, 267 nucleotides long. Lineage: Eukaryota; Viridiplantae; Streptophyta; Magnoliopsida; Fabales; Fabaceae. The record is from the annotation of a GenBank genome assembly.